AUGCUGCACCUCGUGCUCGCGGCCGCCUCCUGGCAAGGCGCGCGGCCCGUGGCCUCUCCGCGCUCCCUCCGCUCCUGCGCCAUCCGGCAGUGCGCCGUCGGCCCCCUCCCGGGCAGCUUUGUGGUGCCAAAGGUGGAUGAAGUCGCGGCACGGCUUAAGAAGGAGGCAGACACCGGUCACGUCCCCUUCAAUCCGGUCGCCGAAGCAGAUUUUGUCGCCGAGACGCUCUUUGUGGCCCGCCGGCACGACGCCAACGAGGGCCCUUACAUCCAGGCGGUUCAAGAGGUCGCUGAGUCUCUCGCGCCGCUUUUCGUGCGCGAACCGCACUACUUUUAUCUCUUCAAGACCAUGCUCGAACCAGAGCGGAUGAUCCAGUUCCGCGUGCCCUGGAUCGACGACAAGGGCCGCACGAGGGUGAACCGCGGCUGGCGUGUCCAGUGGAGCAGCGCGCUUGGACCCUACAAGGGCGGGAUGCGCUUCCACGCCACGGUCACGUCGGGGGUCAUCAAGUUCCUUGGCUUUGAGCAGACCUUCAAGAAUGCGCUCACCGGCAUGUCGCUGGGGUCGGGCAAGGGAGGCUCCGACUUCAACCCAAAGGGCAAGAGCGAGGCAGAGAUAAUGCGCUUCUGCCAGUCCUUUAUGACGGCGCUCGCGCCGCACAUCGGGCCCAACCGCGACGUACCGGCGGGCGACAUCGGCGUGGGCGCCAAGGAGAUUGGGUAUAUGUACGGCCAGUACAAGCGGCUCAAGCAGGGCGAGUUCGAGGGCGUGCUCACAGGCAAGGAUCCGGCCUGGGGCGGGUCGCUCAUCCGGCCCGAGGCGACAGGGUACGGCUGCGUUUACUUUGCGCGCGCGGCGCUUGAGGCGCACGGGCAGCACAUCGCGGGCAAGCGCGCGCUCGUCUCGGGCUCGGGCAAUGUCGCGCAGUUCACCGCCAAGAAGCUGCUCGCGCUCGGCGCCAAGGUGCUGACCUUCUCCGACUCGGAGGGGACCGUGCACGAGCCCGACGGCUUCACCGAGGAGCAGCUCGCCCAGCUCGUCGCCGUCAAGCAGAAGCGCGGCGGCCGCGUCUCCGAGUACGCCCGGCUGAGCCCGACCGCCGUCUUCCUCGACGGAGAGCGCCCGUGGUCGAUCGCGGCGGACAUUGCAUUCCCCUCCGCCACGCAGAAUGAGAUUGACGACGCCGACGGCGCGGCCCUCGUCGCCAACGGCGUGGUCGGCGUCUUUGAGGGGGCCAACAUGCCAUCGACCCCGGAGGCCAUUGCGCGCUUCGAGGAGCGCGGCGUCAUCUUUGGCCCCGCCAAGGCGUCCAACGCGGGCGGCGUGGCCGUCAGCGGGAUGGAGAUGGCGCAGAACGCGCAGCGUGUCAGCUGGGACGCGGAGACCGUGGACCGGGAACUGCAGGCGGUCAUGACGAGGAUCCACGGCGAGUGCCACGCCGCGGCGGUCGAGUAUGGUUUCGGAGGGAACCUGAAGGCGGGCGCAAACAUUGCGGGCUUCAAGCGCGUCGCCGACGCCCUCCGUGACCAGGGCGCGGUCUGA
Molecule: messenger RNA, 1542 nt
Organism: Emiliania huxleyi CCMP1516
Lineage: Eukaryota; Haptophyta; Isochrysidales; Noelaerhabdaceae
Product: NADP-specific glutamate dehydrogenase
Exons: 2
Coding region: 1-1542 (513 amino acids)
Cellular component (GO): cytosol
Molecular function (GO): L-glutamate dehydrogenase (NADP+) activity
Source: RefSeq, a predicted model, not a curated record